AAUCACACUCUUUUCAGUUUAUUAGUAGCUACGAACAUGAAAAGUGCCACGGCUUUAUCAUUGAUUUUCUGUUUUACUCAAAUUCAAGCGAUCUCUUUGAAAAAUGUUGUUAGUUUGGUUAACGCGCGGUUCAACAGAAAUUUUGAUCGAAUCACAAGCGCCCAAGAUCUAGUACAAUAUGGGAUUGAUCCUAGUAGUGUCGAUCCCAACAUUAUUGCAGAUGCAACUUCCACAACUCCAGAACUCAUAGAAAGAUAUGGCUACCGAGUGGAAAUUCAUAGAGUGAAGACUCCCGACGGGUAUCUCCUCGAAAUGCAUCGUAUACCGAAAGAAGGUGGGGUACCAGUAUAUCUGCAGCACGGCAUUUUGGAUUCAUCCGCAGCGUGGGUUAUCAUGGGCCCUACUAGCGCAUUAGCUUACCACUUGGCAGACCUUGGCUAUGAUGUAUGGAUGGGUAAUUGUCGUGGAAAUCGUUAUUCCCGUGCACAUAUUAAACUCAGUCCCGAUAAAAAAGAGUUUUGGGACUUCUCAUUUCAUGAAAUUGGUGUAUUUGAUGUACCUGCAAUGAUUGAUUUCAUCCUCGAGGAGACGCGAUAUCCAAAAAUUCACUACAUUGGACAUUCCCAGGGAACAACUGCUUUUUGGGUCAUGUGCAGUGAGAGACCUGUCUACUGCGAUAAGAUUAUAUCAAUGAAUGCUUUAGCCCCUGUGGCUUUCAUGUCGCAUACCAAAAGUCCUGUGAUUCGAGCAAUAGUGCCAUUUUUGGACCAGAUGGAGAUCAUAUUCAAAUUGCUUGGCGUAUACGAAUUCAUGCCUAAUAACGAUUUUUUGACAUUAAUUGGACAAAUGUUCUGCAAGAAGGAGGCCAUGACGCAAGCCCUUUGCAUGAAUGCAAUCUUCCUUAUUGCCGGCUAUAAUUCAGAUCAACUAAACAAAACGAUGUUGCCAGCUAUUAUAGGUCAUAUUCCAGCUGGUGCAGCGACGAAACAACUCAUUCAUUAUGGACAAUUGAUUAAGUCGGGGAAGUUCAGAAAGUUUGAUCAUGGCUGGAUUAAAAACCUUUUCAAAUACGGAUCCACCAAGCCGCCAGCAUAUAAUUUAGGAGACGUCAGGGUUCCUGUUGUGCUACAUCAUUCCGAAAACGACUGGCUAGCACAACCUGCAGAUGUCCAUGAGCUAGAGCGACAUCUUCCGAAUGUCUUCAAAAGAUAUUUAGUACCGAUGCCGAAAUUUAACCAUCUGGACUUUAUAUUUGCCAUUAAAGGUCGAGAAAUGGUGAAUGAUGAAGUUGUGAAAGUGCUGGAAGAUUUCAAGAACGAAGUCACAUUUUACGAUAUUUAAAUUAUGCAUACACUUAAAAAUUUAUCCAAUAAAAAUCG
Messenger RNA from Hermetia illucens (black soldier fly), 1379 nucleotides. Its product is annotated as lipase 3-like. Bases 37 to 1341 code for a protein of 434 amino acids. Gene Ontology annotation, molecular function: hydrolase activity, acting on ester bonds. The transcript is spliced from 7 exons. NCBI's taxonomy places the organism in Eukaryota, Metazoa, Arthropoda, Insecta, Diptera, Stratiomyidae. The record is from RefSeq and is a predicted model, not a curated record.